CCCCAUCACGCCUUCCCGCCAUGUGCCGCUUAAGUCUCUCGUCAAGGCCAAACUGUGCGACCCGCCGAAACCGUCUCCGGCCGUCUCCAACAACAUUGAUGCCGGCUCCUAUAUCGUUAUUAUCAGCUACCCUAUCGGUUGACCCUUGGGCUGCUUAGCAUAUUAAACCCGAACCUCCUGCUAUAUAAACCUGCAAGUUCAUCUUCCCUCGAAUUUCUUACUUCAAGCCUGCAACAUCUUUUCAGACAGCAUGCAUCUCACCACGCUUAUCCCGACAGCGAUGCUCUUUGCAGUCACAAUGGUGGUGCUAGUUGGCACCGCCGAUGCAGUGUGGACUUGUCCAAGUGGUCGUGAUCCAUUGUGCUGCGCUAGAUAUACAGACGAAGGAAAAGUUGAAGGUGUUGUUAUCGGAAGUGAAUGUAACGAAGCACCGAGAACCGCGAGAUGCGGUGAUGCCUCGAACCCUCUUUGCUGCAAGCCAAAUUUCGAUGGUACAAACUAUUGCGAUAGCGAGGCCAAGGGCUGGACUAUAUAACUGCAUGGCCACCAGUAGUCCAGGAGAGCGAUAAUGCUCGCGACGCCAUUGAAAACGCAUGCGAUAGCCUGACCUGUUCAGAGAGCAGGCUUUUUGGAUAUCAUUGAAGUUGAGCAGGAUAGGGUGACCACAGGCAUUGAUUUUGCUUUCAACUUCUUGCUUGCCACGGAGGUCAGGAUUGAGAUUGCAAUUUUGUUCUGUUGAUUCAACAUCCUUCAACUCUCACCAGUAGUCCCAAGAACAUUUUUAAUGUCAUUCACUUGAACAUUUGAGA
This is a messenger RNA of Coccidioides immitis RS, 809 nucleotides long. RefSeq lists its product as uncharacterized. The transcript is spliced from 3 exons. The record is from RefSeq and is a predicted model, not a curated record. Bases 251 to 535 code for a protein of 94 amino acids. Lineage: Eukaryota; Fungi; Ascomycota; Eurotiomycetes; Onygenales; Onygenaceae.